AUGAAGCAAUAUUGGGGCGCAGAAAUAUUACAACAUAACACCGAUAAUCCAAUUCUUAAGAAGCAAACAGCAAUAAAUAGUUUCAAAUUGAAAUUAAGCUGUUGUAUCCUCGCUGGUGAUAUGGUUUUUGGUUGUUGA
Molecule: messenger RNA, 138 nt
Organism: Dentiscutata heterogama
Lineage: Eukaryota; Fungi; Glomeromycota; Glomeromycetes; Diversisporales; Gigasporaceae
Source: the annotation of a GenBank genome assembly